GACACUCUAAAACCCUAGAAAAGCCUCUGAUCACUCACUCUCUCUGCAACAGAACUCCGCCAUGGCCCGUAACCUUCUCCGCCUCCGCCGAAGCCUAAGCAGCAGCGGCGUCGCGACUCUCCACCGUGCUCUGUCAGCCACCUCCGCACUCUCUUCCGUCCCGCGCUCGUCCUCUUCCCCCGUCGCCGUUGUUCAGCCAUCGCCGACUGUCCAGUUCCAAUUCCAAUCUCGAUCGUUCAGGUCGUCGUCGUUCUACUCUGCACGGACCAAUCCCAGCUACGGUGGCGGCAACCAAAAUGAGGAGAUCGGCCCCGACACGAUACUUUUCGAAGGGUGCGAUUACAACCACUGGCUCAUCGUCAUGGAUUUCCCCAAAGAUAACAAGCCUCCUCCUGAGGACAUGAUCAGGACUUAUGAGGAGACCUGCGCUAAAGGCUUGAAUAUGAGUGUGGACGAGGCAAAAAAGAAAAUUUAUGCUUGUAGCACAACAACGUAUACAGGCUUUCAGGUGUUGAUGACCGAGGAAGAGUCAGAAAAGUUUAAUGGUGUUCCUGGAGUUAUUUUUGUGUUACCAGAUUCUUACAUUGAUCCACAAAACAAGCAGUAUGGAGGGGACAAAUAUGAAAAUGGGGUAAUUACACCCAGACCGCCCCCAUUUCAGUAUGAAAGACAGGGCUCAAGAUUCCGUGAUCGUAACAGAUAUGAGCAACAAGGAUCAAAUCAGCAAGGAAAUUCCUCUUAUGGCCAACAGGGGUCUCCACAAGGUGGAGGAAACUAUAGGACUUCACAAAAUCCUCCACAACAGACACCAGUUAAUCCUGCUGGAGGAAGGGACACAUUUGUGCCCGGUAGAGAUCCAAGACCUUCAUAUCAGGGUAAUCAAAACCAAAUGGCGCCUUCACAAAAUCCUCCACUGCAGACUUAUGGCGCACCAGGACAAGGGGAAAUUAGAGGUCAGACACCAGUUAGUUCUUCUGGAGGAAGGGACACAUAUGUGCCUGGUAGAGAUCCGAUACCUCCAUAUCAGGGUACUUACAACCAAAGUGUGCAAAGGAACGGACCACAAGGAAAUCAGAGUACAUAUGCACCUCCUAGUCAAGGUGGAUAUGGGGGUAAUGAUAGGACAUAUGGUUAUGGGCAAGGACCAAGCUCUGGAACUCCUGUACAUGGUUUGGGUGGGCUUCAAGGCCCAGGGCAAGUACCGACUGCUGGAUCAUAUGGGCAAGGGCCGAGUGCUGGAUCAUACGGGCAAGGGCCGAGUGCUGGAUCAUACGGGCAAGGGCCGAGUGCUGGAACUCCUGGACGUGGUUUGGGUGGGCUUCGAGGCCCAGGAGCAGGUGGAUCUUAUGGGCCAGGGCCGAGUGCUGGAUCGUAUGGCCAGGGGCCUAAUGCUGGAUCGUAUGGGCAAGGGCCUAAUGCUGGAUCGUAUGUGCCGGGGCCGGGUGCUGGGUCAUAUGGGCCAGGACCGGAUGCUGGGUCUUAUGGGCAAGGACCGGAUGCUGGGUCUUAUGGGCAAGGACCCAUUGCCGGAAGUUAUGGGCAAGGACCCAGUGCCGGAAGUUAUGGACAUGGGGCUAGUGCUGGGGGUUAUGGCCAAGGAGACAUGGCCAGGGGUUAUGGGCAAGGACCAAGAGCUGCUGCUCCCAUCCAAGGACCUACUUCUGGAUACCCUGCUCAUGGAAAUCAGAGUUUCACCCAAGGGGGGCAAAGGAGCCUGGAAGGAGAAGGAGAACAAACAAACUAUGCACACAUUGGACGGACAGGGACGGGCCAGGGAAGAUAUUAGUGAUGUGUCACUCGCUGUAGUACAAAGAGGGAUCAGCGAAAGGCUUAUGACACAUUCCUUAUCAUGUUUGUUCUCACGAAAAGGGAAAUACUCUGAAUUUCCUAGUCUUUCUGUGGUGAAUAAUCAGUUUUACUAUCCAUCGUGCAUCUCUUUUGGAGUUAGUGUAAACAGAAAGGUUUAGCUUUUCUCUGUUUCAUGAGCUUGAACAGUAUUUACUGAUCUGAGUAUUCAGGCUAUCUAAAAGUAGCAGUGUCA
This is a messenger RNA of Argentina anserina (silverweed cinquefoil), 2041 nucleotides long. Its product is annotated as multiple organellar RNA editing factor 1, mitochondrial-like. The transcript is spliced from 5 exons. Gene Ontology annotation, cellular component: mitochondrion. Gene Ontology annotation, biological process: mitochondrial mRNA modification; cytidine to uridine editing. Lineage: Eukaryota; Viridiplantae; Streptophyta; Magnoliopsida; Rosales; Rosaceae. The coding region runs from base 62 to 1786 and encodes 574 amino acids. The record is from RefSeq and is a predicted model, not a curated record.